Messenger RNA from Vespula vulgaris, 803 nucleotides. RefSeq names its product mitochondrial import inner membrane translocase subunit Tim8 (gene Tim8). The transcript has 2 exons. The coding region runs from base 129 to 416 and encodes 95 amino acids. NCBI's taxonomy places the organism in Eukaryota, Metazoa, Arthropoda, Insecta, Hymenoptera, Vespidae. The record is from RefSeq and is a predicted model, not a curated record.
GAAAUAUCGAAACAUAUUACAUAGCUUCUAGCUUCAUAGCACGUGUGAAUCAAAAAUAAGUUAUUAAAAAUUAUCCUUUUUGAAAGGAUUUGUUAUUUUUUAUUGACUGUAAUAGCAUUCGUUAAAUCAUGUCAAAUUUACUUGACAGUCCUUCUUUCGAUGAAGAUAUUAAAUCAAAAAAAGAUGAUAACGAAUUACGAGAAUUCUUAACGAUUCAAGAAGAAACGGCACGAUUUAAUGCACAGAUCCAUGAAUUUAAUGAAUUAUGUUGGGAUAAAUGUGUCGAUAAACCAGGAAAUAAAUUGGAUAGUCGAACAGAAACAUGUUUAAAUAAUUGUGUUGAUAGAUUCAUCGACGUUUCAUUACUUAUCACUUCCCGUUUUGCUCAAUUAUUACAGAAAUCUGGGGGAAUAUAGAAUGUAUAUUAUUUAUAUAUAUUUAUAGUUACAUAUAAAUUCAAAUAAUAAAAUCAGUUGGUCUAUAUGGAAUUAUAUUUUGGAUGUACAAUAUAUAUAUACUUCAACAAGUGUGUUUAAACAACAUUUCUCUUUUAUAUGUAGGGACGUGUUAUCAUUACAUUAUUAAAAAUAUUACCAAAAAAGAAAUAAACUUAUGGAAAUAAUAUAUAUAUAAGAGGAUCAUAUCAUUUGAACUGUAAAGACACGUAACAUCAAAUUUUGUUUCAAAUAUAGAGAUGUAAUAUCUAGAAAUAAUAAAAAAAAAUAGAACUUAGUAGCAUAUAAAAUUUUUUGUUAUAUUACAAUGUUUAUAUUACAAUAAAUGCAGAUUGUGCAAUUAACAUA